This is a messenger RNA of Arachis ipaensis, 993 nucleotides long. RefSeq lists its product as uncharacterized. NCBI's taxonomy places the organism in Eukaryota, Viridiplantae, Streptophyta, Magnoliopsida, Fabales, Fabaceae. The record is from RefSeq and is a predicted model, not a curated record.
AUGGAAAUUGAUUAUGAUGAAGAGGAAGAGGAAGAAUUUAAUCGAGUUUUAACUUUCACAGCAUGUUUGGUCUUACAAUAUUAUGAUAUACUUAUCUAUAAAAGACCAUGCAUGACUUCUACACAAACAGGAAACAAAUGGCUUAAAGAGAUAUUAGAAGGAAAUAAUAGUCAUUGUUGCAGCAUGUUUAGGAUGGAAAAAGAUGUUUUCAAAAGACUAUGUUAUGAUUUGGAAACAAACUAUGGUUUAUGUGCCUCAAGGAGAAUAAGUGCUGCAAAAAUGUUAGCAAUAUUCCUAUUUGACCUAGGAGGUGAAAACUCAAAUAAGUCAACCAAGGAGCGAUUUCAACAUUCUGGUGAAACAAUAAGUCGAAAAUUUGAAGAAGUGCUACAAGAUGUGUGCAAAAUGGCCAUAGACAUCAUUAAAUCAAAGGAUCGUGAUUUUAAAGAAGUGCCUACAAAAUUAAGGAAUGAUGAUAGAUAUUGGUCUCACUUUAAGGAUGCAAUUGGUGCUAUAGAUGGAACUCAUGUGCCAGUGAUUGUGUCUACUGAAGACCAAAUUCGAUUUAUUGGUAGAAAGAAAAUUCCAACCCAAAAUGUUAUGGCUGCAUGUAAUUUUGAUGUGGAAUUUACUUUUGCUUUGGCCGGUUGGGAAGGGACAGCUCAUGACACAAGAGUAUUUUUAUAUACAAUUGGUACAUCUGAGUUGAACUUUCCAAAACCUCCACCAGGUAAAUACUAUUUAGUAGAUGUAGGCUAUCCAGAAAAAAUAGGUUAUCUAGGACCAUAUAAAGGAGCAACAUAUCAUUUGCCAGAAUUUUGUUGUGUUAGUGGACCUUCUGGAUACUACGAAAUAUAUAACUAUGCUCAUUCUUCACUUAGAAGCAUGGACGUUGAGCUUGAAGAAGAAGAUGGAUAUGGCGAUGAAUGUGAAGCUGAAAAUGGGGUUGAAAAAGUUGGAGAUAAGUUUCUUGGAACUAUGGAGAUGGUUUGA